Molecule: messenger RNA, 3841 nt
Organism: Serinus canaria (Common canary)
Lineage: Eukaryota; Metazoa; Chordata; Aves; Passeriformes; Fringillidae
Gene: EIF2AK3
Product: eukaryotic translation initiation factor 2 alpha kinase 3
Exons: 17
Coding region: 114-3377 (1087 amino acids)
Biological process (GO): protein phosphorylation
Molecular function (GO): protein binding; ATP binding; protein kinase activity
Source: RefSeq, a predicted model, not a curated record
CGGGCAGGGCUGCGCGCGCGGCGGGCGCCCAUUCUGUGGCGGCGACAGCGGCGACAGCGACAGCGGCGUUCAUGUCCUAACGGGUGGUGGCGGCGGGCGAGCCGGGCCCCUCCAUGCGGGGGCCGCGGGGCCGCAGCGCUCUGGCCGCCUUCGCGUUGCUGGUGCUGCUCGGGGUAGCGGCGGGCGGCCCGGAGCCGCCGCCGAGCGAUGCCGCGGCUGUGGAGGCCGCGUUCGGGCUGGGGGCGGCCGCCGCUCCCGCCGCUCUGCCCGCUGGUUCCGCGGACGUGACAGUGGAGGACGAUGAGGGCGGUGUGGCCCCUGCAGGGCCCGGAGAGCCGGACGCUGAGGGCAGCGGAGAGGCCCGGGCCGGCAGCAGAUCUCUAGUAAUUAUCAGCACUUUGGAUGGACGGAUUGCUGCACUGGAUCCAGAAAACAGUGGGAGAAAACAGUGGGAUCUAGAUGUGGGAUCGGGUUCUCUUUUGUCAUCCAGCCUCAGUAAACCAGAGGUGUUUGGAAACAAGAUCAUUAUCCCUUCCUUGGAUGGGGACCUCUUCCAGUGGGAUCGGGAUCGGGGGAGCAUGGAGGCCGUUCCUUUCACGGUUGAGUCUCUGCUCGAGUCAUCCUACAAAUUCGGCGAGGACGUUGUCUUGGUUGGGGGAAAGUCUUUGACCACCUACGGGCUGAGCUCCUAUUCAGGGAAGGUGAAGUACAUCUGCUCAGCCGUGGGCUGCCGCCGCUGGGACGACGAGGAGAGCGAGCAGGAGGAGACGCUGCUGCUGCACCGCACCCAGAAAACCGUCCGGGCUGUGGGGCCACGCAGUGGCAACGAGAAGUGGAAUUUCAGUGUUGGUCACUUUGAGCUGCGCUAUGUCCCAGAUAUUGAAACUAGAGCAGGAUACAUUGAGAGCGAUUUUAAAUCAACUACGAACAAAGAAGAAACAAAAAUUAUUUCAGAGGUGGAUGAGCAGGAAGCUAUGAUGAAAGACACAGUGAUAAAGGUCUCUGUGGCUGACUGGAAGGUGAUGGCUUUUAACAGACGAGGAGGACAUCUGGAAUGGGAAUACCAGUUUUGCACUCCAAUUGCUUCUGCAUGGCUGCUUAAGGAUGGCAAAGUAAUUCCAAUCAGUCUGUUUGAUGACACAACUUACACAGCAAAUAACGAGGUACCGGAGGAUGAAGAAGAUCUUGUGGAAGCUGCCAGAGGGGCCACAGAAUCCAGUGUCUAUUUGGGUAUGUUCAGGGGCCAGUUGUAUCUUCAAUCAUCAGUCAGAAUUUAUGAGAAAUUCCCAAACAACCCAAAGGCUCUGGAAUCCAGGAAUGAUAAUGCAAUUAUUCCUCUUCCCAAAAUCAAAUGGAAACCUUUAAUCCAGUCUCCUUCCAGGACUCCAGUGUUGGUGGGCUCUGAUGAGUUUGAUAAGUGUCUCAGCAAUGACAAGUAUUCUCAUGAGGAAUACAGCAAUGGAGCACUGUCAGUUCUGCAGUACCCAUAUGAUAAUGGUUAUUACUUACCCUACUACAAGAGGGAGAGAAACAAGCGUAGCAACCAGAUCACAGUUCGAUUUUUUGACGACACAAAUUACAAGAACAUUCGCAAAAAGGAUCCUGUUCUUCUGCUCCAUUGGUGGAAGGAGAUUGUUGGCACCAUUUUGUUCUGUAUCGUGGCCACCACCUUCAUUGUGCGCAAACUCUUCCACCCCCACCCUUACAGCAGACUGCGGAAGGAGUCUGAAACACAGUGUCAGACUGAUUGUAAGUAUGAGCCCACUUGUGGAGACAUUAAAGACAACAGCUGGAGUGAUGCCAAGAACUCUGGAUAUGUGUCAAGAUAUCUGACAGAUUUUGAACCAAUCCAGUGUCUGGGUCGUGGAGGUUUUGGAGUGGUUUUUGAAGCCAGAAAUAAAGUAGAUGACUGCAACUAUGCCAUCAAGAGGAUCCGAUUGCCCAACAGGGAGCUGGCUCGUGAGAAGGUGAUGAGGGAAGUCAAGGCUCUGGCUAAGCUCGAGCAUCCAGGGAUUGUUCGGUAUUUCAAUGCAUGGCUGGAAGCUCCCCCUGAGAGAUGGCAGGAAAAGAUGGAUGAGCAGUGGCUAAAAGAUGAAAGCACUGAUUGGCCACUCAGUUCUCCCAGCCCAAUGGAUGUCCCAUCAUUUAAGAUCACUACAGAGCCAUUUUCAGCAAAGGAACACAUUGAAGUUACUGCAGAUUCAUCAGAGAGGGUGAGGUCUGUGGGGAUACCCUGUGGUCAGUCAGAUUCAUCUGGAAGCCAGUUUUCCCCUCUGGAAUUUUCUGACACGGACAACAGGGACUUGCAGCGCUCAGAAGAUCCACUAUUAAACCUUCAGGACAGUGUCCUUACAGGCUGUGAUGUAGAAGACAGUACUAUCAACAGUAAUGAGCUGGGACACUCCUUGGAAAUCUGUUCUUCAGCUGUUCCUGUUGUACAUCUGAAGGAAGGGACCUCCUCCUCUAUUGUGUUUGAGGAUUCUGGCUGUGGAAAUGCCUCCAGUAAGGAAGAUAAAGUUGAUGUUUCACAUAAUGAGAGUCCUUUUGAGGAUAAAGGGAAAAGUACAAAGGAAUCUGAUAACAAGAAAUCUGCUUCAGGAAGUCCCCUCUCUGUUUCUCCUCCAAGGCCAACGAGUUUAAGCCUGGACCUUUCUAAAAACACUGCAGAAAAAGUGAAGCCCACCUCUCCAAAGGUGUAUCUGUACAUCCAGAUGCAGCUCUGCCGGAAAGAGAACCUCAAAGACUGGAUGAGCAGAAGAUGCACCAUAGAGGAGAGGGAAAGGACAGAGUGUCUGCAGAUCUUUCUGCAGAUUGCUGAAGCUGUUGACUUUCUGCACAGCAAAGGAUUAAUGCACAGGGAUCUCAAGCCUUCCAAUAUAUUUUUCACAAUGGAUGACAUAGUAAAGGUUGGGGAUUUUGGACUGGUGACUGCUAUGGACCAAGAUGAGGAGGAGGAAUCAGUUCUGACCCCAAUGCCAGCUUAUGCCAGGCACACAGGACAAGUAGGGACCAAACUCUACAUGAGCCCGGAACAGAUCUGUGGCAACACCUAUUCACACAAGGUGGAUAUCUUUUCUCUGGGACUGAUUCUCUUUGAGCUGCUCUACCCCUUCAGCACACAGAUGGAGAGGGUCAAGACCUUAAGUGAUGUUCGAAAUUUGAAUUUUCCACCAUUGUUCACUCAGAAAUAUGCACAAGAGUACACCAUGGUGAAGGACAUGCUGUCUCCAAGUCCCACUGAACGACCAGAGGCUGCAGCAAUCAUAGAAAAUCCUGUCUUUGAAGACUUGGAGCUCCCCCCCAAGCCCGUGCUCAGGCAGAGGUCACGGACAAUGAGCCUAUCAGGAAAUAAACAUUCCAGACAACCAAGCAAAUAACUAUCCUCAGGAUCACUUCUUCCACUCGGCAGGUUUCACAGGGAUUGUUCAGCAGAAGGAUCCUAUGAUGCAGAAUGUUUAUCUUGGGAAUAGUUUACUUCAGCUUUUUUUGCCAUGUUUAAUGUCUAAGACGUGUUGGACAGAAUUUUGUUUACUUUGACAGCCAAGGAAGCCCAGUAACCAAACCUUUCACAUUCCAUUCUCCUUACCUUUGCUCUCCUAAGCGGACGGGUCCAGCUGCUGUGCUUGCCAAUAUUGUGCUCCAUUAUCCUUUUUUUGGGGGGGUUUCAUGGGUUUUUUUUGAAGCUUGUAAAUGUCAGCUUGCUGGGUGAGUGAGAGAUCUGUAACAUGUAAAUAGAAUUAAAAUACUGUAUUUUUAUAGAGCAAAUUACAGUCUCUAAACCUAGUGAGUGUCUAUCCGGGUCACUUGCUCUUUGGUGAAAUGAAAGUGAUUUUGAAAUUAA